This is a messenger RNA of Dermacentor silvarum, 2376 nucleotides long. RefSeq names its product mucin-19-like. The transcript has a single exon. The coding region runs from base 1 to 2376 and encodes 791 amino acids. The record is from RefSeq and is a predicted model, not a curated record. NCBI's taxonomy places the organism in Eukaryota, Metazoa, Arthropoda, Arachnida, Ixodida, Ixodidae.
AUGGGUGACCCUUCAUCGUUGCCUGAACUCGCCCCGAAGAUGGGCGACGACAUCUUACAGGGUGUAGCCGAGUUACGGCCCGGCACCCCUCAGGCACGCUCACGCGCCCUGAACCUCCUACUGAAGGAGGCGAGCCGCAUGUUCCCGUCGCCCCAGGCCAGCCAAGAAGGGACACCUAAGCGGCUCUCGCCCACCUUCCUCAAAGGAGCCGCACUGAGAACCCGCAGUGCCCGCAGGAUCCCGCGGCGGCACCUCAAAAUGACCGAGCUGCAAAGCCCGGCCGAACGGGACGACACCACCUCUUCGUCGUCCCCAUCAAGCAGCCGCACGAGCUCCUCGUCGCCAGCUGACGGCGUCGACUCCGCCGCAUCAUCGACGACCAGCAGGCCGUCGUCUCCCUCCGACGGCUCCUCUACCUGCUCGCCGGCAGCCUCCCCCCUGGGCCUCGGAGGCGAAACAAGGGAAGAAGACGAGCCGCCGUCUACCACCGAGGGGGACCCUGGAACGUCUGAGCAACCCCAACCCCGCGACAGCCACACGCCGUCGCCUUCCUCAGCCCCACGUGGGGAGGCGGCGGCGGACGGCACUGCGGGACACGAAGCCGCGGAGCUCGGACGUUCCCCCGCCACCCCACUCGAUGGCGAGCACACGAUGGCCGCCGAGUCACUCCCGCGGGCGGCCGGGGAUGAAGGCGCGGGCGGGUGUCAUGGCGUACCUGCCCCCGACAACGAGAGCAGCACCCCCCGAUCGCCGGCUGCCUCGUCCUCCUCGCGGAUCGCCGGGGCGGACGGCGCUAGGGACCCUAACGGCGCCGCAGGGCAGCAACAGCGCGGCUUCUCUGCAUUCCUGCCACCCAUCCCCGAGGUCGCUGAACCAGAGGAGAGCCGACCCCCGUGCGCCAUCGUGACGGGCGCCAGCCCAGCGGCUGCGCCGGCUUCUGGCACCACGGCGCAUGCGCCGACAAGCCCCUCCCACCUGCGGCCUGUAGCAGACGACGGAGCAAACGGGGGCCCCUCUCCGCUCGCUCCCUCGCAGCGGCUCAGCGCGUCAUCUCCCCCGCGCGCUGCAAAGCAGAAAAAAAAGAAAAAGAAGGGGAAAAACAUCAACAACAGCCGCGCGCGCUCGGGCGCUUCUGCUGCGGGCCAUGACGGCGUGCCCCCGGGGUCGCUGCCGAAAGGCUCUGCCGGAGGCAACCAGACCCAUCUACUGGGGCCGCGCCCAAAGCCCUCCGCACCCUCGAGGGUGCCCGCCACCGUGUCUCCCACGCCAGAGGAUCCGGCCAGCUGCCAAACGGUCCUGUACAGACCUACGAGCAGGAAGGCGCAUUUCCUGGCAACAUCGCGCGAUGCGAUCGCCGCCUUCCUGUCCGGGGUCCCGGGAGCGCACCGGGUGCGAGCCAACAUCCGCCGGAACGUGGUGGCCGUCGACGCGCUUGCGGGAGCGGACCUCACGGCCCUGCUGGCUGUCCGGGUGAUCAGCGACGUGCACGUGAGGGCGAAAGCCCUGGCCCUCAACACGUGCUGUGGCACGCUUUUCGCCGUGGACCCGGCAUUCGACGAGUCCACCAUCAUCGAGGGCCUGGAGUCAUCCGCGCCGGUACUCUCGGCCCCGAGGAACGGCGACGACGCCGUCCUGCGCUUCGCCGGUUCCAUGGUGCCUGCGGCGGUUCACCUCUUCCGACAGCGGCGGGUCGUCUAUCCACGGCUGCCUCGUCCCCUGCAGUGUGGUCGCUGCGGCCUUUUCGGCCACGCCACCGUGACGUGCCAUCGGGAUGAGCGCUGCCUGCGGUGUGCCGGGCGGCACCCCGCGGGUGCCUGCACGGCCGAGCGGGCUCGCUGUCUCCACUGCGGCGGCCCACAUGCUGCCUCGGAGCCGAGCUGCCCCAACUGGCAGCUCGAACGAAGGGUGGCCUGCAUCCUGGACAGCACUCAGCCACGCAUCACGCGUCGCCAGGCGCUCACCAUCGCCCGGAAUGCUGCCCCACCUCCGGCCCCCCCCUCGCAGCGGCGGCCCACCGAAUCACGGGUUCCCGAGCGGCGCCCCUCCGCCCCGGUGCAACCUGGUCGCUCGUUCCGGGACGCCCUGACCGGUGACACUGGAGCACCUACGACCGCCAACAACAGCGGCCCGGCGCAGCCCCCCAGCACCACAACGCAGGACGCGCGCGGGCUAGUCGCAACGACCACCACGACCACCAACAACAGUGCUCCGGCGCGGCCCCCCAGCACCCCAACGCAGGACACGCGCGCGCUGGUCGCAACGGCUCUCGCGUCGGCACUUCGUGCGGCCCUUCACUCGGUACCAGCCGACUCGCCGGUGCGUCACAUGUGUGUGGCGGCACUGGCAAUGCAUGACGCCCUGGCUCAUCAUGGCUAG